UAUAUGUAUACUACACGUACACGUUAGUGGCAAUGUCGUCGUGGUCUCGCCGUCGUCGUACCAUGCUCCGCAACGACGACGACGACGACGAUGAUGGCAGAGCGUCGACGACCAUGCUCACCGAGAUAGCGACCGGGUGGCACGUGCUCAAGGUGGAGCGCUACUCCAAAAUCAAUGGUCUCGGCGUCGCCAGGCGCAUGAAAUCAUGCCCGUUCGUCGUCGGAGGCCACACCUGGUGCAUCGCCUACUUCCCCGAUCGACGGUCUCACCGAGGACACCGCCGACUGCAUCUCUUUCGCCCUCCGUCUCGAAGAUCGUCGUGCCGGCACCGGAAGAGAUGCCGUCAAGGCCAGUCAUGCUGCGACGCACGGUUCAUGGAGAGGAAGGAGUUCGAGUCGUGCUACGUGAAAGACGACGAGUUCUGCAUAAGGUGCGACGUGACAGUCCUGUCAGCAGCUGCGGCGCCGCCGCUGGACCUGCGCCGGCAACUCGGCGACCUCCUCGCCGGCGGGGACGGGGCGGACGUGACGCUGGACGUCGGCGGCGAGUCGUUCCGCGCGCACAAGAACGUGCUCGCCGCGCGGUCGCCGGUGUUCAUGGCCGAGUUCUUCGGCGGACCACACAAGGAGCAGGUGGCGGGUCGUGUGAGCAUCCAUGGCAUCGAGCCCAGCGUGUUCAAGGCCCUGCUCCACUUCAUCUACACCGACUCGUUGCCGGACAUCGACGGCGGCGACAUGACGGCGAUGGCUCAGCAUCUGCUCGUGGCAGCUGACCGGUACGGCAUCCAGAGGCUAAAAUCGAUCUGCGAGUACCUUUUACGCACCUUUGUCGACAGGAGUGCAGUGGUGACCACGCUGGUUCUCGCGGAGCGGCACGGUUGCCAUCAGCUCAAGGAGGCGUGCUUCAAGGUCAUGAAGUCCUCGGCCAAUUACAAGGAGCUUGUCUCAGGGGAAGACUUUCAGUAUUUGGCUAGCACUUGUCCCUCUCUUGUCCAAGAGCUUGAAGCUGCAUGAUUGUCAGGCUGCGAGUAGAACUGCUCGUAAAAUCUCUUUUUUUUUUUGAUCAUGUCCAACGCCAUGUGUUUCAUUAUUAAGAGGAGGUACAAAGUUAAGUACAAAGCGGUUUCUAGGUAA
This is a messenger RNA of Sorghum bicolor (sorghum), 1133 nucleotides long. Its product is annotated as BTB/POZ and MATH domain-containing protein 2. Gene Ontology annotation, molecular function: protein binding. Gene Ontology annotation, biological process: protein ubiquitination. The record is from RefSeq and is a predicted model, not a curated record. The transcript has 2 exons. NCBI's taxonomy places the organism in Eukaryota, Viridiplantae, Streptophyta, Magnoliopsida, Poales, Poaceae. The coding region runs from base 33 to 1013 and encodes 326 amino acids.